Molecule: messenger RNA, 3631 nt
Organism: Solanum lycopersicum (tomato)
Lineage: Eukaryota; Viridiplantae; Streptophyta; Magnoliopsida; Solanales; Solanaceae
Source: RefSeq, a predicted model, not a curated record
CUAUCUCCUUUCCACCCUUUUUUUUUUUUUACAAUUCAAUAUCCUCAUUCAACACGAUUCAAUUGCCUUGUUAGAUUCUAAAUCUAAAAUUUACACGAAAAAAUAGUACAAAAUCCUCUCUGAGAAUCCAGAAAACCCUUUAAUUCUUGAUUUUCAGGUAUUAGUUGACUGUGUUUGGACUUUUCACUUUUGUGAGGUUGAGGAGGAGGAGGAGGAGGAAUUAGUUGACUGUGUUUGGACUUCUCAUUUCUGUGAGGUUAAGGUUGAGGAGGAGGAGGUAUUAGUUGACUCUUUUUGGACUUUUCACUUCUGUGGGGUUGAGGACGAGGAGUUGACUGGUAGAGAGGUGUUUGGACUUUUGUGAGGUUGAGGUUCAGGAGGAGGAAAUGGCAUCUGUUUCUGGGUCGAAAGGUGAGAUCGAUGAAACCUCUCCUGACAUGUUGAAGAACACACCAUCAAAUAUUAGGAGGUUAGCAGAUGAGAUUGAACACUUAGAGGGGAGGCAAAAGUACCUUGCUCAGACUAGAAGUCCGUCAGAUGGUGGUGAUGUUCGUUGGUAUUUCUGCAAGAUGCCUUUGGCAGUAAACCAGCCUGCUGCAGCAGUCCCCAAAACAGAAGUAGUGGGAAAGGGUGAUUACUUUAGAUUUGGCUUGAGAGAUUCUCUUGCAAUUGAGGCUUCUUUCUUGCAGAGAGAGGAUGAGUUGCUUUCUUCUUGGUGGGAAGAGUAUGGGGAGUGCAGUGUGGGUCCAAAGGGGGCACCAAAUAGAUUCAAUUCUGCAUCAGAAAUAUCUUCUCCGGAGAGCUCUCAAGCACAUGAAGAUUUAGUUGAAGAAGAAAGAGUUGGAGUCCCUGUUAAGGGGGGCCUGUAUGAGGUAGAUUUGGUAAAGAGACACUGUUUUCCUGUUUACUGGAAUGGAGAAGAUCGUCGUGUCUUAAGAGGUCACUGGUUCGCUCGUAAAGGGGGUCUGGAUUGGCUUCCACUACGUGAAGAUGUUGCUGAGCAGUUGGAGUUUGCAUAUCGGAGUAAGGUUUGGCAUAGAAGAACCUUUCAGCCGUCAGGGCUCUAUGCAGCUCGAGUUGAUAUGCAGGGUUUCGCCCCGGGACUGCAUGCUAUUUUCACUGGAGAAGAUGAUACUUGGGAAGCCUGGCUUAAUGCUGAUGCCUCUGGUUUCUCAGGUGCUAUAGGAUUUGGGGGGAAUGGUGUUAAGCUAAGGCGUGGAUAUGCUCUUCCUCAGUCCCCGAAACCAACACAGGACGAAGUACGUCAACAGAAGGAGGAAGAAAUGGAUGAUUACUGCUCACAGGUUCCUGUUCGACAUCUGGUGUUCAUGGUUCACGGGAUUGGUCAAAGGUUGGAAAAAUCAAAUCUUGUGGAUGAUGUUAGUGACUUCCGCCAUAUUACGUCAAUCCUGGCUGAACGACACUUAACCUCAUACCAACGUGGCACUCAGAGAGUUCUGUUCAUCCCAUGCCAGUGGAGGAAGGGCUUAAAGCUUAGUGGUGAGGCUGCAGUUGAACGAUGUACUUUAGAUGGUGUACGGGGAUUGCGCGUACUGUUGAGUGCAACAGUGCAUGAUGUGCUGUAUUACAUGAGCCCCAUUUACUGCCAGGCUAUUAUUGACUCGGUCUCCAACCAGUUGAAUAUGUUAUACUUAAAGUUUCUCAAGAGGAAUCCCGGUUAUAGUGGAAAGGUUUCUUUGUAUGGUCAUUCCCUUGGGAGCGUUUUGUCAUAUGAUAUCCUAUGCCACCAAACAACACUGUCAUCCCCUUUUCCCAUGGAGUGGAUGUACAAAGAACAAAAUGAGAAUGAAUCGUCUCAGCAGGAUCAGAGCAACCUAUCUUUAGACCAAAACUCUGCCUUAAGCUCAGAUGAUGAAACUUCUAUUAGGAAGGGAAAUAAGAGUGAUCUGUCAGAUAAAGACAAAAUGAAUGUAGAACCAAGUUUGUCAGAGUCUGUGGAAGAUCGUACUGAAGAUUUUUGUCAUCCUGUGGGCCCUCCUGCUUCAUCAGACUCAGACGAACCAGUUGCAAGCGAUGAUAUCAGGGAACCUAAUGAUUCCUCAGCAAAUGAAAAUUUUCGUGAAACUCCUAUUGAUGAGAGGGACACUAUAAAUGAUGCCGAGAAUGUGGAGGAUGGAAUUUUUGAGUUUAAUCAAAAGAUUGAUGAGGGAGUAUCUGAAUGUGAAAAAGACAGAACAAUCAAUUCCCUGAGGAAAGAGAUUGAUAUGCUGAGAGCGAAAAUCCAAGAAUUAGACACCGAGUGUAUAAAGAAAGGAUGUGUAAUGGAAGCAGAAAAUGGAGGAACAAACGCAGCUACAAGAAAUCAAUCUAUUCCUGAGGAAAGUGAUUCAGCAAAGAGUUAUACCCCGCAAUUAAGAUACACAAAGUUGAAAUUCAAGGUGGAUACAUUUUUUGCUGUGGGAUCCCCUCUUGGUGUUUUUCUAUCCCUCCGAAAUGUUCGUAUUGGGAUCGGCAAGGGGAAAGACUACUGGGAAGAGGAUAACAUAGUUGAAGAGAUGCCAGCUUGUCGACAAAUGUUCAACAUAUUCCAUCCUUUUGAUCCAGUGGCAUACAGAAUAGAACCACUCGUCUGUAAAGAAUAUCUCAACAAACGCCCCGUCAUUAUACCCUACCACAGAGGUGGGAAACGGCUGCAUGUUGGUUUUCAGGAAUUUAAAGAAGAAGUAUCUUUGCGCUCACAUGCUUUUGUGAACAAUAUAAAUACUGUGAAGGUAAAGGUGAUCACUCUUUGUCAAUCAAGAGACAAGGAUGGCGAAGAUGAGGGUUCCCAAGAGUCUCAGGAGAUAGAAGAGAGGUCAUAUGGCUCAAUUAUGAUGGAGAGAUUAACUGGGAAUGAAGAUGGUCGAAUAGAUCAUGUUUUACAAGAUAAAACAUUUCGGCAUGCAUACAUUUCAACCCUUGGAGCACACACGAACUACUGGAGAGAUAACGAUACAGCUCUUUUUAUGCUGAAACACUUGUAUCGGGAUAUACCAGAGGAUUCCUACUCGUCUUGUGAACCUGUGGAAGGAAGUUCAAAGGAUGAUAGAGAUACAACGACCUGGUAUGAUCAACGAGAGGAGGUUGAUGAAGAAUUCCCAUUAACAUUUGCGGACAAAGUAACUGUGAAAAGUUUUUCUCACAAAGCCCGGAGAACUUUGAAGUGGUGAAUCAUGCUUUGAUCUCUUUUAAACUUGGAGAUGCAGAAAAACACCAAUUCUGGACUUAUGCUACUUCAACACUAAUCAGUGUAAAAGCACAAGUUCUUUGUAUACCAGUGCUCUAACAAGGAGAGUGUUGAAGGUAUAUCUGUCUUGUGCAAGCGCGGUCUGGAAAUACCUUGUACUGUUUCAGAAUAUGAUGUAAACGAAGGUAUUUCUCCGCAGCUGUGAUCUUUAACUGUCUUCUGUAAGACUGAUCUUCGUCUUAAAAGGAAGACGAGAAACAUAAGAUCGAUCCUCCGGUGUAUACAGUGAAAAAGGAUAUGCUCAUGUGACUUGAGCCAUGUAUGAAUGCUUGUUUUUUAUAUGUGAAUUUCUGGCACUAAACAUGUAAAUAUAUGUAGCUGUUAGAAAGUGACAAUAUGCAUGCUUAGUUUUAUGUGUUUUAUUGUCAUUUUCCUCUUUGGACA